This is a messenger RNA of Aphanomyces invadans, 1130 nucleotides long. RefSeq names its product protein RarD. The record is from RefSeq and is a predicted model, not a curated record. Gene Ontology annotation, cellular component: plasma membrane. The coding region runs from base 46 to 1047 and encodes 333 amino acids. Lineage: Eukaryota; Oomycota; Saprolegniomycetes; Saprolegniales; Verrucalvaceae. The transcript has a single exon.
GUUGGAUUGAGCAAUCGUCGACCUAUUCGACAAACUCGGCAGCGAAUGCUCACCAAGGGUGUGCUUCACUCGCUGGCGGCGAAUGCUGGAUGGGGCUUCGCGCCCAUCUUCUGGAAGCAACUGACCGCCGUGCCGUCCGUCCAAAUGCUGACCCAUCGAAUCGUCUGGUCGCUACUGUUACUACUCAUCAUGUUGGUGGUGUCGCGGCAGUGGACCGAGUUCCGCGCGGCAGCGUUUGAGCGGCGCGCGUUGGUCAUCUACACGUUUUCAGGCGUUCUCAUGGGUGUCAGUUUGUACUUGGGAGUCUGGUCGGUCGUCAACGGGUUCAUAGUCGAAAUGAGUUUGGGAUUCUUCAUCAGUCCCCUCGUCAACGUCGUGCUCGGCGUGGUGUUCCUCCGUGAGCGUCUGCGGCUUUGGCAAUGGAUUUCCGUGGUGAUGGCGUUCGCUGGCGUGCUCGUCGUGGCUAUCGCGUACGGCAAGUUUCCCUGGCUUGCCCUCACGCUGAGCUCGACGUUUGGUCUGUACGGCCUCAUCAAGAAGAAGGCCCACCUCCCGUCAUUGCAUGGGAUCACACUCGAACUAGGCAUCUUCUUCAUUCCGUCGCUCGUGUAUCUGGUCGUCGAGGAAGCGCGCGGAGAAGCUAUCUUCCUCCAUAGCGACUGGGGGCUCGAUCUGUACAUCCUCGCGUCGUCCUUCGUCACAGUCGUGCCGUCAAUCUUCUACUCGUCCGCGGCGCAGCUGAUCCCACUGACGCUGCUUGGCAUCUUGCAGUACAUCGCGCCGAGUCUGCAGUUCCUGACGGGGGUCAUCGUGUACCACGAGGACUUUACGUUGUUCAAGCUGAUCGGAUUCCUUUGUGUCUGGGCUGGUCUCAUCACGUUCACGACCGAAAGCAUCUACUUUCAGAGACGAGCGAAGCCGCAAGCGGACGCCGCUCCUGAUUUGGAGUGCAACUCAAAGGUGUCUACACAAGAUGUUGUUGACAUGAACAGCUGCGACCCUGAUGACCAAGUCCCGUACGAGCCAUGCCAAACCUCCAAGGCUUGACGAUUGCCAGCUGACCACGACAGAUACAUAAAUUGAGAAAGUACCAAUACUCCCCCUCCCGACGUUCGGGCGGAAUCUAUCGC